AUGGAGAACUUAUUAACAAUUCGGCCGCAGUCUGUACUUCAUCAUGAUGAUAAUUUAGAUCUUGAUGACUUCUUCAAGAAUAAUCUUGAACCCUUGAUGAAAAAAUUUAAAUAUCGUUUAUCACAAUUCGAAUCUCAUCGAGUCGUCAAGAGUGAGCGUUUUCAAACGUAUACUGCAACAAAAAUUAAAACAGCUUAUCUACUACUUGAUAACUUUGUCUCAAAAUGGGAGGAACAUUAUAAGAAUGCCAUUGAAGUAAGACAUAAAGUCCUUCAACAACUUGAUGAUAACGUCAAGACGUCAGAUGACUAUUAUCAUAUGAUAACACCUCCUGAUCUUAUACGAGCCAUGUUGGAAUUAUCAAAGAAAUAUCAUGAGCUUGAAAUGGAUAGUAGUGGUGAAAUGAUGGACAAAACUAUUGAUGCAUUCAUGGUUAAAAUGGAAGAAUUAGACGGAAAAAUUUCAGACGCCUUAGGUUGUGCGGAUAAGAUGCGUGAACGUUUAGAGUCAAAGUUAAUGGAAGUCGCAGGUGUUGCUAACGAACAUAUUGAUAAAUUGAAAAAUGCCGUCUCUUAUGGUACAACUCGCUUAUUGACUUAUGAUGAACUUCCUACUCCCUGGCAAAGUAAUCAGUAUAUCCGAACAGGCUAUCGUUUUUUAGAAUCAGCAGCUGAUUGCUGGUAUUCACUCUUUUAUAUUCAUAAUGAAAGUGGAAACAUUUGGACACAUUUAUUAGGUUUUAUUACAUUAUUUAGUAUUGGCGUUUAUGAACUCUUCUUUUCAGAAUUAAUGACAAGUAUUCCUAUUAAAGAUCGAAUCGUCUUUUUAAUCUUCUUUUUAGCUGCUUGUAAAUGUUUAAUGUGUUCUACCGUCUGGCAUACUUUGUCUGGUAUUAAUAACUUGAAAGUAUACCAUCAAGUCGCUUGUUUAGAUUAUGUCGGUAUCUCUGUCUUGAUUUGUGCUAGUAUUAUACUUUGUGAAUAUUAUGGCUUUUAUUGUCAAGAUGUAAUUCGUAACACCUAUAUUACUGCUACAUCGACAUUGGCUGUGAUUGGUGUCAGUAUGCCAUUUCAAGCGUGGUUUGAUAGACAGGAUUGUCGUUGGCUUCGUAUUGCUUUCUUUGUUGCCUUGGCUUCCUCUAGUGCUUUUAUCAUUGCUCAUCUUAGUAUUGUUCGUGGUGUAUAUGAGACGUUUAAUUGGUUAACUCCCGUCUUUAAAUCGAUUGCUUGUUAUCUUGUAGGCGUCAUUAUCUACGGUAAUCAAUUUCCUGAAAGAUUCUGGCCGGGUAAAUUUGAUCACCUUGGUCAUUCACAUCAAUUCUGGCAUAUCUUUGUCUGUGGUGGUAUUUGGUUUCAUUACCAAGCUGCUCUUCAAUUUGCUGCUAAACGUGAAUUAUUUAGUCAAUGCCCUUUAAUUAAUCCUUAG
Messenger RNA from Cokeromyces recurvatus, 1425 nucleotides. Its product is annotated as hemolysin-III related-domain-containing protein. The record is from RefSeq and is a predicted model, not a curated record. Gene Ontology annotation, cellular component: membrane. The coding region runs from base 1 to 1425 and encodes 474 amino acids. Lineage: Eukaryota; Fungi; Mucoromycota; Mucoromycetes; Mucorales; Mucoraceae. The transcript has 2 exons. Gene Ontology annotation, molecular function: signaling receptor activity.